GUACCAAAAAUAAACUCAAAAACACAUCAUAACUUCAUAUUAUUAUCAUUCCACCAACAUGGGCUACUUAGCAAAUGCCCUUCCUUUCCUUCUCCUCUUGAGCCUCUUCAUCACCACUGAUGCAGCUGUCUUCACAAUCAGCAACAACUGCCCCUACACGGUCUGGGCAGCUGCCACACCAGGUGGCGGUGUCCAACUUGACCCCGGCCAAGCAUGGACCAUAAACGUGGCUCCAGGCACAGCCAUGGCCCGCAUUUGGGGUAGGACCAAUUGCAACUUCGAUGGUAGCGGUAGCGGUAGUUGCGAAACCGGUGACUGUGGUGGUGUCCUCCAAUGCACCGGUUGGGGAGUCCCACCCAACACUCUAGCCGAAUAUGCCCUAAAUCAAUUUGAUAACCUAGAUUUCUUCGACAUCUCUCUAGUUGAUGGAUUUAAUAUUCCUAUCCAGUUUAGUCCUACCAGGGACCCUAUUGAUCAAUGCCAUCCGAUUUCAUGCACGGCCGACAUUAACGGGCAAUGCCCGGAUGUGUUGAGAGCCCCGGGUGGGUGCAAUAAUCCUUGCACAGUUUUCCAGACACCGGAAUAUUGUUGUACCAAUGGGCCGUGUGAGCCAACAAAUUAUUCAAUAUUUUUCAAGAACAACUGUCCAGACGCAUAUAGUUAUCCUGACGAUAAUGCAUCAAGCACAUUUACUUGCCCCGGUGGGACUACUGACUAUGAUGUUGUGUUUUGCCCAUUAGGUUCUCCACAUUUCUCUUUGGCAAUGAAUGGAAAUAGUAAUAAUGUAGAGUGAGAGACUCAAGAGUUCAAACUAGGUAAAAUAAAUGUGUGUAUGAACCUCUAAUUUAAUAAUAACUAGAGAGAGAAAGACUCUAGUUGUGUACUGGUGUAUGGUUUACUUGUUUGAAAAUUAUUAUUAAGAAAUUAAUAGAAUUAAAUGUUAUCUUAUCAUA
This is a messenger RNA of Camellia sinensis, 953 nucleotides long. Its product is annotated as protein P21-like. The record is from RefSeq and is a predicted model, not a curated record. Lineage: Eukaryota; Viridiplantae; Streptophyta; Magnoliopsida; Ericales; Theaceae.